Cooperia oncophora is the source of this 498-nucleotide messenger RNA. Lineage: Eukaryota; Metazoa; Nematoda; Chromadorea; Rhabditida; Trichostrongylidae. The record is from the annotation of a GenBank genome assembly.
AUGGCACGGUACCUAGAUGCCUGUGAGGGAGAAGUGGCGAUACUGGACGCUACGAACACGACACGUGCUCGCCGACGUUUCCUCAUCGAGUAUGGCCAGCGCCCAGAGCUAUCCCAAAGCUUCCGUGUGUUUUUCGUUGAAAGUGUCUGCGAUGAUCCGGACAUCAUCAAUUCGAACAUUACGGAAGUCAAGAUCAACUCUCCUGAUUACAAAGGUAAAAUGACGCAAGAACAAGCUAAAGAGGACUUUGUCAAAAGGAUUGAGAACUAUAGACUACAAUAUGAACCGAUAGAUGAGGACACUGACGACGAAUUAUCUUUUAUCAAGGUGAUAAAUGCUGGAAAAUCGUUCUACGUCCACAAUGUGAAAGGUCAUAUUCAAAGUAGGGUUGUGUAUUUUCUUAUGAAUAUCCAUCUGCUACCACGUAGUAUCUACCUCACUCGUCAUGGCGAAAGCGAAUACAACCAGAUUGGACGAUUAGGAGGAGACAGUCCAUUG